Molecule: messenger RNA, 5534 nt
Organism: Pseudomyrmex gracilis
Lineage: Eukaryota; Metazoa; Arthropoda; Insecta; Hymenoptera; Formicidae
Gene: Picot
Product: putative inorganic phosphate cotransporter
Exons: 8
Coding region: 429-2000 (523 amino acids)
Biological process (GO): monoatomic anion transport; transmembrane transport
Molecular function (GO): transmembrane transporter activity
Source: RefSeq, a predicted model, not a curated record
CUCGCUCCGUCCGGUCGGCCGAGCUGUCGUUAUCGGAGCAGCAUUGUACACAGCACUACAUACUUACGUACAGUUUCAGUUUCGAUUCCGACAGUGUCUCUCGUGAAUUUAACAUCUUAACCUCGUGCGUUGCGCACCACAUUUACUCGCUGCAUUAUUGCUUUGCCGUCGUCGUCGCUUCGUUGCGUCGCGCUGACAUCGUCGUCCCCGUCCGACCGGUAUAAAAAAAGAACACGGACGCGCCCGCGCGCGCGCUGUUUUUCGGUCCGAGCUAAACGAGCGCACGACAGUGCGAGGAAACGCUAGUCGCGCGCUAAUACAGUCAACGUUAUCGCGUCGUUGGUUUCGUCGUGAUAGUCAUCUGUUCGACGAGCUCGCGAUCGGGCGAUUUGCCUCCUGUUAUUACGUUUCUUCGUUCUUAACGUGAGAUGAGCGACAAUAACAGGCCCAGCAACAGCGAGAACAGAGGACGAAAUGGCCACGUGCUGGUAUGGGAACAACCCGGAAUCGACGAAGAGGAGCGACCUGAACGAAAAAAAAAAGCGUUUAUGGGGAAACGUCACAUAGUGACUUUCAUGAUAUUCCUCGGUAUGGCGAAUGCUUAUAUAAUGAGAACCAAUAUGUCCGUGGCUAUCGUGGCGAUGGUUAAUCACACGGCUGUGGGAAAUACUGAAAAGCAGAAGGAAGCUGUGAACGAAUGCGGAAACCUUUCCAACGAAACCGAAAGUGAUUUCAAACACGCAGACGGACCGUUUCCGUGGACGAGCACGGAACAAAGUUAUCUCCUAAGUUCGUUCUUUUGGGGAUACGUUAUCACCCAGAUACCGUUUGGCAUUCUUGCCAAGCGCUACGGCGCCAAAUACUUCCUCGGAAUUGGCAUGUUGAUUAAUUCAGUUUUCGGAUUACUUGUUCCGUUAGCCGCAUAUCAAGGCUACUGGUGGCUGGUAAUUGUGCGUUUUAUACAGGGCUUAGGAGAGGGUCCUAUUGUGCCUUGCACGCACGCACUGCUGGCGAAAUGGAUACCGCCUACCGAACGGAGCAGGAUGGGUGCCUUCGUCUAUGCCGGAGCACAAUUCGGCACAGUAAUUUCCAUGCCGUUGAGCGGUCUGUUAGCCGAUUGGGAGGCAGGCGGUUGGCCGUCUAUUUUCUAUGUAUUUGGUAUUCUUGGUACUGUCUGGUGCAUAGGAUUCCUCAUAUGGAUCCAUGAAGAUCCCGAACAAGAUCCAAGAAUUGCAGAGGACGAAAAGAAGUAUAUACUUAGCGCUCUUUGGGGUAGCGCUAAUACAUCCGCGUCACCUCCCGUACCGUGGAAGUCCAUUGCAGUUUCGCUACCGUUCUGGGCCAUUCUUAUGGCACACAUGGGCCACAAUUAUGGAUAUGAGACUCUGAUGACUCAACUUCCAACAUUUAUGAAACAAAUUCUUCACUUCGACAUUAAACAGAAUGGUUUCUUUUCGGCACUUCCAUAUUUGGCCAUGUGGAUCUUUUCUAUGAUCAUCUCUCACAUCACUGACUGGAUGAUUACUUCAGGAAGAUUCAAUCACACAGUAACACGCAAGAUCAUCAACAGCAUCGGUGAAUACGCACCAGCGAUAGCGCUAAUUGGUGCUUCAUAUACCGGUUGCGAUCGUUGGUUGACAAUCGCCAUUAUCACAGUGGGAGUUGGUCUGAAUGGUGCUAUUUAUUCGGGCUUCAAAAUAAAUCACCUCGAUAUUUCUCCGAGAUUUGCUGGGAUCUUAAUGUCCUUUACAAAUUGCAUUGCUAAUCUUGCCGGUCUUCUCGCGCCCAUCACCGUUGGAUACGUUGUCGAUAAACCAACGCAAGCAAAAUGGAGAACCGUUUUCAUGAUUUGCGCCGGUAUUUACAUCUUGUGCGCAACAUUCUAUGCAUUCUUCGGUUCUGGUCAGAGACAAGCGUGGGACAAUCCAGAUAAGGAUGAAGAGAAAAACGAGAAGAAUCAGUUGAACAAUAUAAGAGUCGUGAACGAGACUCAACACUGACACGUGUGACUUCCGUAUACGAUCAGCGAUGGCAAGAACAUUGUUACAGCGUGGCGAUUGAGUCCAUUUGGUCAUUUCUUUGUCUACAUAAAUUCUCAUUCCCUGUUAAUUAUUUAAUCAUUCAUAAUGACAGAAAAAUACAUCCACUGUAGUAUAAGUUAAUCAUACAUAUGCAUAUAUAUACAUAUAUGUGUGUGUGGGUGCGUGUGUGUGUGUGAGAGAGAGAGAGAGAGAGGAGAGGGUGAGCGUGUGUAUAUAACUUUUUCUUUUUUUUUUUACUGUGAACAAUAUUUUCAAAAUAGUAAUUGUCGCAAUCUACAUUGGAAAUUUUGUUUUCGAUUGCAAAAGUUACUUACAAAAGUGUGGCGUACGUUUCGUAUAAAAAAUAAAUAAAUCAAGGCUAAAUAAAUUAAGGAUCUACAAAGAAACAAAAAGAAACCAGCGAGUAGAAGAAAAAAAACAGAUGACCAUUUUUGUAUCAAUUGUAAGACUCUUUCAUACUCGCUAAAUUAUAUUGAAUAAUGACGUCAGAAGCGAGAAAACAAACAGUUCCAUUUUGCGCCCAACUCACGUUACAGCAAGAGAGUAUUUUCAUAUAAACUCAUUUUUAUAAUCAACUAUUAAAACGCACAGUUGUAAAAUAUAAUCCAACAGUCUUCUGAUGUAUAUUCAUAGCGGAGUUAUUAUUUAAGCUUUGAUUUAUCAUUUUGUUAUAGUUUUAAUUUAUCAAUUUUUUACAUACUAUAUAUAAUAUCAGGAAUUAUAUUACUAUUAAAAUUAAAACAAAUUACACUUUAAAGCCGGUAUUCAUGAUCGAAUCUUGUAUUUAAGAUCGUUUUAAGUUUAUUUUCAAAUCUUAUGUCAGUCUCAUGCUCUGUAGCCAUUAAAACGGCCCGUACAGCAUCUUAUCGUGGAUUUAAAACGAUCAUUAAAUAUAAAGUCAAACUAUGAAUGCCUAAGCACUGACACAUUAGAGAAGUAUGAUGAGUGAAAUAAUUCUCGAAAGAAAAAAGAGCAACAAUCAUUGUUUGCAGUUUACACGGAUUUUCACAAACUUGCCGGAAUUAUUGUCAUGACAAGCGAAUUUUGACGCGGAUACGAUCUCAAGAAGAUAAAAAAUUGACGUUUACAACAGUUUUUCGAAUAUGUUGUUGUUGUUGUUGUUUUGUUCUUUGAAAAACAAUUAUAUAUUUAUAUGUAAUUAUAUUCGAGAAAAAACUUCAAAUUACGUUGGAUAGUUGGUGAGAACAAAAUAAACAUCGAAUUAAGUUUUCUUAAGCUUAAUGUCAAAUUUUUUUAUACGUAUAAAAUAUUAUUCACAUGCAAUUUUUGGAUUUGAUGAAGUUUCGAUAUUGCAGACGACUCUAGUAUCUUCUUAAAGCCGGGGACUCGAAAAAAAAACGUAAGCAGUAAAAUCUGAUAUUUGAUGCUUUCGCAGUGUGUUGUAUUAACAUUCGAAGAUGUUUUACGGGUUUGAACUGCGUUAGUGUCAUUUUUAUACCGUCAUUUCGUGAACAUUUCAGCUCACUGAUAUUCAGUAUUAAGCUGUUCUUGAAACCCUGAUGAAGUGAGCUGAAAUGACGUCACAAAACGUCGGUAUAAAAAUGACACUAACGCGAUUCAAACCCGUAAACCAUCUUCGAAUGUGUUAAGCAGUAAAAGACUUUGAAAAGAUCGUUCAGGUAUUCUUUACAUUGCUCGUCUGUGAUUAGCUAAUUUGCUUGCUGCUUAAAUAUUUUUGCGCGUCCUCGACUUUAGAUAGAACAUAAGCACAGUCAAUUACGGUAGAUUAAAUAGAUUUACCACGAUGCAAAGGACAAAUCUAUUGUAUAUUGUCUUCCGAGUUCCGAUGUAGCGUUUAUUUUCCAGUUAAAUUUCAUUGUUUUUUUUUUUUUUUAAACGAAACCUUUGGCAGUAUUAAAGCAACGAUAUUUAUCGUUCGUCUCUCUUUGUUACGUCAUUUUUUUGCCAACUACUGCCAUUAUAUUUUUGAGUAAGUAGUCUGAAAAGUAUCUAAUAUUUUCAGUAUAGAUGUGAGAAACUGCAUCAGAAAAAUAUAAAUCAGGCUUCCCGCGAACAGCAUUAUAGGUAAUACAAUAUAACAAUGGUGUUUAUACAUAUAUAUAUAUAUAUAUAUAUAUAUGUGUGUGUGUGUGUAUAUAUAUAUAUAUAUUGUAGAUGUUUGCGCAUAGAAUCUUAUUAAGUUAUAGAUAGUAGAUAAAUUACAUUGCGUAGUUAUUUAUACAACGUUCACGCGAAGAACGAGAAAAGAGAUCAUUACCUCGAUUGUACUAAAAUAGAAUUGGAAACAGAAAGGUUUCACACACGUGCGUACGUAAUGUAGUAGAAUGCAUUUUUUUGUAAUUGAUAUCCUUUUGUUUCAUAAGCGGCACGACCUAAAGAACAAUUCCACUUUCAAUUGUAAUUUUUCUCUUUCGAAUAUUUGCCAGACUAUAGAUUUGUUGCAAUCAAUUAAAUAGUGGUCGUUGAUAUCUUCGACGAAAUACGUAAACAAAACUAACAAAUUUGCGCUUUUUAAACACAUAUGUCGAAUAACUUUCUAAGAGUAAUAUGUUUAUUAAUCUUUCUUUCAUUUGUUACGGUUUCGGGUUUUUCUUCAUGAAGAAUUACAUGUUUAAAAGAUAUACGCAAUGCGAACACUUUUAACUUGUUGAAAAUGUUAAUAUUCUAUUAAGUUUUUAAAUAAGAAAUAAAAAAGACGGCGCGUUUACACGUUCGAGAUCUAUUUUGCUCGUGAAGACAAACGUGAAACAAUUAAAUUGUCCAAAAUCGUGUCUAACACUAUUUAAAAUUGUGUACCAACAAUUUCAGCAAACAUCAAGUAACAGUAACAUUGUCGUAAUGUAAAACAUUGUCCAUCCUAAUGUUACUUGGUAUAAUGUUGCUGGGAUUAUAUAUAUAUAUAUAUAUUUUACUAUGUAUAAUUUUUAAACAAUGUAGAUAGCACAUAUACUUGUCCACGAUAGUUUGUUCAUCUUGCAAACAAUUAUCUUAUACUUUGUACAGAUCAUACAGAAUAAGCAUAUAAAUAUAAAUAUGUAUUGCAAAUAGAGAAAAUCAAAAUCAAGGAAAUUUAAAAUUACGACUUGUUUAAAAAUAUACUGGUUUUUAUCGAGCGUUCUGUUCUUUUCGAAAAGUAUACCCUACGAAAGCAUAGCAUCGGUAAAAUAAAUUGUCACGUUGUCCAAAAUAUUUGACGCUAUUACAUAUUCAAAACUUUAUGUAAACUUCAGUCCUGCUUAGAUUUCAAAAUAUUAUUUUACCGAUCGUUGACAUGAUAACGCGUAUAAUAAAAAAUACGAAUGAACUAAUAUCAAAAUAAUUUCGGCGCAAAACGAUGUGAGGAAGCAAAAUUAUCUAAUAGUAAAUAAUAAAACACUAAUUGAAAUUUUGCAAACUCAGUUUUUUGUACACACAUAUUUAUUCACACGAUAGAUUUCAUCGCUGUGAUUACCGUAUCGUUUUUUUUUAUUUUCGUAUAAAUAAAAUCUUUGUGUGAAGUGAAGCUUUAAA